Lytechinus variegatus (green sea urchin) is the source of this 9523-nucleotide messenger RNA. RefSeq names its product serine/threonine-protein kinase D3-like. Gene Ontology annotation, molecular function: protein serine/threonine kinase activity; ATP binding. Bases 220 to 3081 code for a protein of 953 amino acids. The record is from RefSeq and is a predicted model, not a curated record. Gene Ontology annotation, biological process: protein phosphorylation. The transcript has 20 exons. NCBI's taxonomy places the organism in Eukaryota, Metazoa, Echinodermata, Echinoidea, Temnopleuroida, Toxopneustidae.
CGUCACGUGACCUGCGCCAUGUUUAUUUUCAGCGAAAUGACGGAACUUCAGCUCAAGCGCUAGGACCACUGGAAUGGAUGUUUGCUUGUCUGCUGUGCUUGUUUCUGCUUUUUACCGCACCCAGAUCGUGGAAAUGGAGUGCCAGUAGGCAGGAUAUUUGUUGGAAUAAACUAAGUUUACCUUAGAACAUCUGCAUAAUACUGUAAAAACCAGAGAAACAUGGGGGAAGAGCUACCGCCGCUGCCGCCGACGACCCGACCGGGCCUGGUUCAUGGAGUGUCGUUUGCCGUGCAGAUAGGAUUUGUGCGAGAAAAUUUUCAGAUUCCCCCAGAGGGAGGUGACCCUUCCAUCCCACUCAUAAAAGAAAUUGUUACCUCAAUGGUUAGACAAAGAUUUCCAGAGCAUGAUUUUUAUGGAGUAUAUGACAAGCUUCUGCUCUUCAAGCACAAUCCAGGUACGAGCUACUCUCUCACACCCGUAACCUCAGUUAACGACGUGACGGAGGGUGCCCUCAUUGAGGCCGUAUUAUCAGAUCAAUGGGAUGGUAGCCGAAUGAAUGACCUCGUCAGCCAAAAUUCCUCUGCCUCAGCAACUGUUGAAGACAGACAGAUCCGGCCUCACACUUUAUAUGUCCACUCCUACAAGAGCCCAACGUUUUGUGACUUCUGUGGUCAGAUGCUAUUUGGAUUAGUCAGACAAGGACUGAAAUGUGAUGGGUGUGGGGGAAACUACCACAAACGGUGCGCUUUCAAAAUUCCUAAUGAUUGCACGUUAUCCAAGCGACGGCGCUCUUCCUUAGCGAUCUCCUCCUCCAGUAUUCCUUGGUCUCCGUCAGAGACCAGUUUGUCUAGUGAAGAUUCUCAGCAGCAACAGCAGCAGCUUGCAGUAUUUGUAACGCACUCCCAGCAGACUCCCCUAGUGAAGAGCGACAGCUACAAGGAACGGCGGUCACCGUCAUGGGGCAACCGGCCACUCUGGGUUGAGCGGGCAGUAGCCAGUCGCAUCAAGGUGCCCCACACUUUUGUUGUGCACAAUUACACCAAGCCAACCAUCUGCCAGUACUGCAAAAGGCUUCUGGUAGGGCUAUUCCGUCAGGGACUUCAAUGCAAAGAUUGUAAAUUUAACUGCCACAAAAGAUGUGCUGACAAGGUCCCGAAAGACUGUUUAGGGGAAACACCACUACAAGAAGGAGACAAUGAUGAUCAGGAGAGGCUGAUUGAGAGCGAUGAGAACGAGGCUGAGGAGAAUGAAAAUGGAUCAAACAGGGACAGUAUUGGAGAUGAGACACUGCCAGACUCCCCAGUCAAUGAAAAUCCACUCAGCCCCGUUCAAAGCAACAACAUUCCACUCAUGCGUAUUGUGCAGUCUGUGAAACACACUAAACGAAGAGGAUCUCAAGUCCUGAAGGAGGGAUGGAUGGUCCAUUACACAGACAAGGAUAGCAUGCGCAAGAGACAUUACUGGAGAAUAGACACAAAAGCUAUUACUCUGUACCAGAGCGAGAGUAGCACCAGAUAUUACAAGGAAAUUCCACUGUCAGAAAUCCUGUCUGUUAGGAUGGUAAAGCCCUCCCAGGAUGGGAGCGGUAGCGGUAGCAGCAGUAGCGGUAUGGGCAUCUCGAGCCUCGUAGGAGGCGACGGAUUCACAUCCCACUGCUUUGAGAUACAGACUGCCAAGACAACUUACUAUGUAGGUGAGAGGGCCUCGCUAGGGGACAGCAGCUCAGAGAAGGGGUCGGGAGGCAGUACAACCUCCAGCUCUAAACUGCCAGUGCCGUCGAGCUCUUCGGUGGACGAGGAGCCUGAACAGAGCUGGGUUGGGGUGGAGGUUGCCAGAGAAUGGGAGCAGAAGAUCCGACAGGCCCUCAUGCCUGUUACUCCUCAGCAAAGUGCCACUAGCAUCACUAGCACUUCUAGUCCAAGAAAUGAUUCUGUAAUACAAAUUCCCAGAGGUUAUAACCCCCAUCGUCAUCAAGAACGCAAAGAAGGUCCAGUGAAUGCUACAGAGAACGGGGAUGAUUUCCCGGCCAAGGCCACAGAGCCAUCUUUUCUCAACAAGAGAGAAAAUAAUGACAUCAGUCAACACUACCAGAUCUUCCCAGAUGAAAUCUUGGGGUCAGGACAAUUUGGAAUUGUUUAUGGGGGUGUACAUAGAACCUCAGGGAGGCAAGUGGCAAUCAAGGUUAUUGACAAGUUUCGCUUUCCAACCAAACAAGAAACACAACUCAAGAAUGAAGUGGCCAUCUUACAUAAAGUACGUCAUCCUGGUGUAGUGAACCUAGAGCAGAUGUUUGAGACUCCAGAACGUGUGUUUGUUGUGAUGGAGAAGCUCAAGGGUGACAUGCUAGAGAUGAUCCUCUCCAGUGUCCACGGCAGAUUAUUUGAGAGGGUCACACGGUUCCUCAUAUCCCAGAUCUUGAUUGCCCUGAAGUAUCUUCAUUCUAAGAGUAUUGUACAUUGUGACCUCAAGCCAGAAAAUGUUCUUCUCUCAUCAGAUGGCGAUUUCCCUCAGGUCAAACUGUGUGACUUUGGUUUUGCUCGUAUCAUCGGUGAGAAAUCAUUCCGUCGAUCGGUGGUUGGCACCCCAGCCUACCUGGCCCCAGAGGUGCUGAGGAGUAAGGGUUACAAUCGCUCACUAGAUAUGUGGUCUGUUGGUGUCAUUGUCUAUGUCAGCUUGAGUGGUACCUUUCCGUUCAACGAAGAUGAAGAGAUCACGGAUCAGAUCCACAAUGCAGCGUUCAUGUUCCCACCCAAUCCAUGGAACGAUAUAUCAGAGGGAGCCAUUGACCUCAUACGGAAUCUCCUACAAGUCAAGAUAAGGAAACGCUACACAGCUGACAAAUCUUUAGCGCAUCCUUGGUUACAGGACUAUCAAGUAUGGCUUGAUCUACGAGACCUUGAAACAAUGGUUGGCCAACGGUACCUGACCCACGAAAGCGACGACGAGCGAUGGGACGCCUACCAACAGGCUCAGAUGGGUGCGGGCAAUGACCCCACAUCAGGCGGGAAUUCCUCGGACAGUAACUCGACCCACCUACAACUGAGUCCCGUUAGGCACAUGGACCGUGUUAGCACGCUGUGAUCAUCUGAGGACCAGUGUGCCACACCGUGUUCCCUAAGCAAUUUCACUUUCGGUCAUUAAACAGGAAUACAAGACUAGUCCCUUUUGGUGUGGAACAAAAGCCCUUUACAGUGAGUCCAUCAUACACUUUCAAGUAGAGCAGUGAUGCUCUGUCCAAAUCAUGUACCCUCACGCUUACACAUCAGGACGGAUGUAGACCAAAAGAAAUAACGAAAUGAGAAAGCAACGUCUGAGCAUCGUAAUUGGAUACUGCAGUCCGAUGUUGAAAACACUUAAAUGACUGGAUGUACCUAGUAUAUCGGGGUGAAGGAACAGUAUUUAUCGUCCAUAAUCUGUUCCGACUUUGCCUCAGCAUUAAUAUCACCUUUAUUUUUAUUCUGCAAAGGAUUCUACCUUACCUCCCGAGUGUCAUCAAGAAAUAUUACUCUUCUUAUGAAGCCCUUCGGUUACCUUCUGGGGAGUGUUUCAUGUAGGGACGAGUCCGUACCAUUCACCGACUAGUUUGUUCUGAGCCAAUCAGAUGCAAGGAUUUCAGUAGCUUAUAACAGUUGUCAGUGACUACUUGUUUCAUGAAAUGCUCCCUUGGCAUAGCUCUUCAUCUAUCAAUUAAUCUUAUUUAUAUCACAUGGAUGUACUUUACAUUUCAGCCAGUAGUUAUCCUGAUCUCAUAAGUGAUUUCUCAUAUUGACAGGGGAAGAUAUUUGUCUUUGAUACGGAUGUCAUGCUUUAGCCUGGAUGAUAACCUCUGAUUAUUUUAUGAAGCCAGCAAAGAGUCAUCUCAUUUUGAAGUCCACGGACAGAAGAAACAACUCAAGAGAAUGUCAUCCAACAUUAUCUCCAUACUUUUGUUGAAAUUUACAGCCACAGAACAAUGUUCCUUGCCAGAGUCUCUGUCAGUUUGGACUCGAAAUGGAAACAAUAUAUAAUAUAUAUAAUAUAUAUUUAUACAUGUAUUAUUUUUUAGUUUAUUUUCUGUGGAUAGACUCGAGGAAAGAAGAGGAUACAACUCAGAAACAUGAUUGUAAGCUUGAUUGCCAAGCAGAGACAGUUAUUGCGCAACCACAAUCGAUGGGACAAUGUGUUUUCAAUUAACCUACCUUUACUGGCAAAGAAUGAAGACUGGCUCAUUGGAAGAAAACAAAUGUGAUGAUAUCAGUGGAUGCAUUAGAUAAAAAGGAGUGAAUGUAUUUAUUCCAAAUACAUUCUGUCCACCUGAAAAUAGUCUAAAUCAUGCUGUGAGAAUAUACUUCUACAUGUUACAAAACUGCAAGGAAGUUUGACAGACAUAGCUGUGUGCCUUCACAACAAUACAAAUAUACAUAAGUCAACCUCUGCCACUGGAGAUAGUUGAUGAACAAUUCAGAACUCAUAAACACAAUGUAUCAUUUCCCAUGACUCAGAAGUAUUUGAACCUACUCGACGGCUAUUAACCAGUGGAGCUUUGUUUUUAUGGAUGCCUAUUUGAUGUUUUUUCGCACAAACUUUAAAGUGUGCAUAAAUGGUUUUCGCACAACCACGGAGCAAGUAUGGAAGCCGAACAAAUUGCGGAUAAAAAUGGCACCUGAUGAAAGAAUAAUUUUUUUUUGGAAAAAAAUAGUGAAUUCUUUCAGUGUCACAUUAUGAACAUUUUUUUGUGCAAUAUAUAAUCCCUCGUUCAUUGUUGGGAUUUUAUGCUGAUUUAGAGUGUAGUCAACUUUUGUGUGUAUCUAGAAUGGAGUGUAUGAUAUUAUCAAGAAAAAUGGUCAAAGCAUAUUAGGGAGUUAACAAGUCGGUAUAAUGUUGUGUUCUUAUCUGUAAAUGGUCAAAGUAUGCACACAUUUUCCUUCAUUUUUAUUGUUUUUUUAAAUAUAAAUUGGUGAUUUUACUGAGUGUUGCUCAUAUUUUGUUGGUCAAUUUCGUCAGCGAGAUGGAAGAAUUUACUGCGUUUUGUUCAUUUGUGAAUAUGUGGCAUAAGAUACAACCCUCCCCCUCUUUUACAUCCCAUGAAAUCUCUGUUAAGUAUAAUGUAUUGUUGGAUUUGAUUGUGUGGCUGUUGUACCUGAGAUCUCAUUUUUAAAAAAAGCUGUAUAAUUGGAAUUUUAACUGUGUGAUGUAUUAUUUUAUGCUAUAAACCAUUUAUGUAAACAUGGCUCUUUCUGUCAAAACCAGUUGUAUUUUAUGACUUUGUUGAAGAAAGAAGAAGUUGAAAGUUGAUUCGGGUAUAAUUGUCCACAUACACAUGUCCAGGAUAGAUUUUAUACAACAUGCAGAAAGCUUUCAAGAAAGUUUCAGAUUCUCUUUUUGCUUGAGGUUUGUUUACAAAAGUGAGGGGCUGUUGAUUUAAUGGCUACUAUGAUGUCACCUUUUGAGAGAAGUAUUGUUUUCACACUAUCGCAGUAUAUACAAACUCCUUGUUUUGACAGAAAGAAUCAUAUAUAUGGUUCCAGAACACUCUUUUGAUGUGUUAUAGAAUUUGUGACAGGAAUACUAGUGAAGACAAAAGUGAGAAACUAUUUGUAUUUUACAUUAUUGAAUGAGAUAGACAAUUUCAAAAUUUGAUAUAGUGGCAUCAUGACAAACACAGUAAUCUUUUAAGAUUUUUAUGGUUGUGUAUUGGCAUUGAUAAUCAAUGUCUUUUGUGUAAUUCCUAACCAAAAUUAUACAAUAUAAGCCUCUUUCCUUUCUAAACCAGGUUUGUGUGUAUGAAAUAUGCACACUCAGUUUGUAACUAUAGUUAAAAAAAAACAAUAAUAAUAACAGUAGCUAUGAUAUUGUGUGCAUUUUGUUUUUAAAUACAAAAUCCAGAAUUAGUAUUAUUUUGCCUUUUUCACUUAUUAUUUACUCUAUGCAAUUACGUGGUUUAAAUUGCAUAUUUAGGAGGUGUAGCAACAAUGUAUGCAUAUUUUGAGAUGUAGUCUUUGAAAGGAGAUGUAUAGGACCCCUCCCUUUCUUUACUGACCACCGUUCCAAUUAAUAUUAUAAAGAAAAAGCCAGAUAAAACAUGGAGCAUUGCGGUUUACCAUAUUAUGAAAUGUUAUCUACUCAAUGCUGUAUCCCUUUCUAUACUUUGAUAUAUUUAUAUUUCAGACAAAUCUACCAAAAAGUCCCUUCCUUGUGUACCGUAUUUCCAGAGCAACUUAAUACAACUUCGAUUCAGGAUCAUAUAGAUACACGGUCACAAUUCCUGGUGGAAUGAAAAAAAAAUGUGUUGUUCCCCCACUACUUUCUUCAAAUGUAUCAUUUACACUAGUUAUCUUUAUUUGAGACUUGAGAGCAUUACAUUGGAUUUGCAAUGGUAUGUGCCAUCAAGUGCCACCACUAAUAAGUUAAAUUCACAUAUUUAUCGAACAAACUUACAAAUUCUUGAGUUUGGUCAUGUAUUAUGAAAAUAUUGAUAAAGCUUUGAAACCAAGACCAAAUUUCACACGAUGAAUUGUGAUGUAUUGUGGGUAAAUUGAUCUCCUCUGACAUCAUUUUUUUUCUCUUUCAAUAAUUUUUUUUUCAUAACUUCAUUUUCAUAAAACAUAUGACAUCAUCAUUCUCUAGGGAUUAGAAUAUAAGGGCAUACAUUUACUAAGAUGUUUGAAGGAUAAUAACAACCCAUUUUAAUAGAGUGCUUGAAGAAGAAUACACUUCCAAUAUAUUAACACAUGGUUUGAAAAAUUGUGUUUUAAGAUGUGUUUAAUUUAACUUUACUUGGAGAUUUGAUCUAAGUGAAUUUAAAUGAACAGCUAUUGUAACUAUAACAACAAAUGUUAAUUCAGCACCCUUUUCUAAAAAGUUUUUUUUUUGUUGAAUCAAGUAUACUUUUACCAUAUCCAUUUUAACCUAUCCUUGUGAAUAUAGGCCAUGGAUAAUUUUAUCUGAAAUGUGUGUGUAAAAGGGAUGUGAUGCUUUGAUUUGAAGGGAUGUUGAAAUUAUCUGGGUUGAAAUUUCCACCCUUUCUAAAAAAAAAAAAAAAAAACACGAACAAAAAAUGUAAUAUUCCCUUCUUGCUCAACAAGCUUUACUCAUUUGGAAUGGGUUAUUGUUUUGCUACAACUCUGAUACGUUGAAAUAUAUUAAUCAGUGAGCUAAUUAUUUGCUUGCUUGUUGUCAAUCCUCUGCAAGAUACAUAUGCUUGCCCAAAGAAUACACUUGCCAAGGGUAUUUGCACUAACAACUUAAAAGGAUUAUUUUUUUUUUUUUUACAUUCUCAGUUAUCUGAACAUGCUUUAAUUAAAACCAAAAGGUUGCAGUCGUAAAAUAAUUUAAGUUUGCUAACAGGUCUUUCAUUGUCAAUUAUCAGAUGGAUGCUUUCAGUAUUGUUUUAAAACUGAUUUAUUAAAAAAAUAUAUUUUCAAUUUGCAGUUAACUAAAAUUGUUGUGGAAUAUGCAAAUAACAGCAUAAAAUACAUAAAUUAAGCAGAAACAAAAAAAAGAAUGAAAACAAAACCAAAACACACAGUACAGUAAUAGAUGGAAACUAGCAUGAAUUUGAUUACACAUCCAAUGUACUAGUAGUAACUGUAAGCCUUUACUAAUUAUGUUUUGUGGAAUCAAGUUACUUUAUGAUCAUUACAUGUAGAUCUUAUGCAUACCUAGUCUUACAGAAGUUAAAGUAUGGUUUAUUUUUUUUUGUAAAGUAGAUUUGUCCUUGCCAAGUAAUAUUCAUUUACCAGAUAUGUUUUGUAUAUUAGAAUUUGUGGAUAGUUGAAAUACUGUGGUGCUCUUCAGAUUGUCCAACUUAUUUAUUCUAAAGAUAAAAUUUUUUGUAUUUACUGUAUCUCCUGUUUCAGACAGAAGAUGCAUUACACCUACAUUAUAUAUCAAGUUGCAGCAGUCUUGUUCUUUUUCAUUUACCUCUGUUAAUGAUUACAGGGAUAUUUAAAUAAAGGCGCGUUCAGAUAUGGCAUGGAAAUGACAAGAAAUUUAACUGCCUUGGUUUUGUUGAUCUUAUAGUGUGAAGCCGGUAGCUGAGAAACGGGGCUCAAUAAUAUUUAAUGGACCCCGUUUGAUAAAAUUGCUGUCUAGUGCAAGAAGGUCAUUAUUAAUUUGAAUGAAAUUAAGGUCCUUUUUGUGGAAUCUUAUGCAAUAGAGACAUGACAUGUUGUGUAUUGUACAUCAAUGUAAGGAGAGUGCUGGUGAUUUUUGCCAUGUCUUUAAACUUUGUUUUUGCAAAGGGGAUGGGCCUUACACAUUUCCUGUAGGGGUAUUUGUUCGACCAAAUUCAUUGAUUUUUAUAUAUAUAUUAACUUGAUACAGAAGAAUUAAGUGGACAAUUGCUGUUCCUUGAAGGUGAAAAUUUGUAUAAAUUUGAAAUCAUUAUGUAGUGAUUGGAUAAACUGUAGUUAGUGCCAUGAAUCAGUUUAUAAUUGGCUGCCUUUUUUUAUUUGUGAACCAUUCCAACCAUACUGUAGUAUUUGUCAAUUGUAGUAUCACAGAUUGGUGGGGGGGGGGGGGUGGGGUAAAUAAAAUAAACAAUGACACUUGCAAAAAAAAAUUCUGAAGUUUUAAGAAUCCAUUGGAUAUGGUUCAGGUUGAAAUUGGUUAUUUUUAGCCAAGCCCAUCCAUGGGUCAGAUUCCAUUGGGUACACCUCAAUCUCCAAAGUUGUGCAUACACGAGUCAACAAUCCUGUAGCAUUUCUUACUUUUCUUAUUCUGGUUCCUGUAUCACAAAGUUUAGCGAUUAAUCAUCCGCUUGAUUUCCACGAUAGUACGUUGUCAAUACAAUCAAUCAUAAAGAUAUUCUUCUAUGAUGAUCGCUAAGCUUUGUGUUGUGGGCUCCAGAUUGUUUCCCAAAAUGUAUCGAAAAGCGCAGUCAUCAUUGGAAGACUACAUGAACACUCGAAUAAGGGUGUUGGUAACCUCCGCACGUUGCCACUUAAUUGGCUCGUGCUUUAAUAGUCGGUGAUGUUUAUUUGAAUUUGCACAGAGAAGAGCAUGUAUCCCGCCCUAAUUUAGAUGUUGCCGUUGGCUUCAUAAGAAUGGAUGAGAAAUUUGAAGAAGAAAUGAUGAACUAUUUGUAAUAAUGCUUGACUUUCUUGCCUGGUUGAAUGCUGAAUAUAUCUAGUUUGUGAGCUGCAAGUAUUUGGAAUACAGCUUUUUGGGGGUCUUUUUUUUUCUUCUUUCUAUUAAGGGGUAGACAGUGCAAUCUUGAGCUUUUUUUUUAGUGUUUUGUGUUCCCUUUAUCUCUGUGUAUUUUUCAGCUGUCACAAUCAUGUUUAAUCAUUAGUCAGUUUGGACAACAUAUGCUCGCUGUUUUUUGAAGAGAAAAAUACCUUGGUUAUUAUGUUCAGUUUUUGUAUUUGGUAGAUUAUUAUACCAUACUAUGUUUUAUGAUGCGGCCAAUGCUUUGAGUCACAAUUUGUACUUUCCGUGAUUUAUUUUGUAUCACUGACGAGUUGUGUUUUAAUUCCAAAUGCAUCUGCUUAAAAACUCCUUGAAUAAUAAAAAAAGAGAGAAGGUUGUCUCAUGCAAAUGA